This is a messenger RNA of Venturia canescens, 4000 nucleotides long. Its product is annotated as tyrosine-protein kinase Drl-like. The record is from RefSeq and is a predicted model, not a curated record. Gene Ontology annotation, molecular function: ATP binding; protein tyrosine kinase activity. Gene Ontology annotation, biological process: protein phosphorylation; multicellular organism development; cell surface receptor protein tyrosine kinase signaling pathway. Gene Ontology annotation, cellular component: signaling receptor complex; plasma membrane. The coding region runs from base 280 to 2043 and encodes 587 amino acids. The transcript is spliced from 9 exons. Lineage: Eukaryota; Metazoa; Arthropoda; Insecta; Hymenoptera; Ichneumonidae.
ACGACCCUACCAACAGCGCAGUCGAAACACGAUACGGACGAUAGCGCAAAGUUUUAUUGCCGGAUAACGCGAUGUGGCUCGUAUCACUAGACAACCUUGUGAUAAAAUACGCGAGAGGGUGAAUUGUAAAGGGGUCUAGUGUUUCGGAGAUAAGCGCGAGGGGACAGAGGCCAGAAAUCCGCGCGUUUCACCAGGCUUGAAAAGAGUUAGGGGGAUUUUGUGCGUGUGGUGUCUGUGUGUGUUAUCGAAAGGUUAGUGUUAGAUUAAAAUGACGUGACAAUGCGGUCGGGCGAAGGAUUCAUCGAAGUUCAGCGGCUCAAGAUACUCGUGAUCCUCGUUCUCGUGGGAUUCACCGAUGGAUAUCUCGAUUUGUUCAUCAGCAAGUCUCAGGUUAUGAAGCUUCUGGGACUGGAAGCUGAAUUGUAUUAUGUGAAGGAGGGCUCAGUCAACACGUACGCGAUGAAUUUCGUUGUUCUGGUGCCCGCAAACAUAGCAGAUUUGGAGUUUACAUGGCAGAGUCUCGCUGGUCAUCCGUUGCAGUAUUCCAUGGAACUGGAUUACGACGUGAUUGGUGUACACGGGGGUAACGCCGAGUCCAUCGCCCUCCUACGGCCGCGGGUCAAUGUGUCGGCGAAGGGUGAAGUCCCGGUUACCCUCCAGGUAUUCAGAAUCCGACUGCCCUGCUCCGGUCUCUUCAGCGCCGAAAUACCGAUGACCUUAAGACUCAACGUAACGGCACCUCCUGGCACGAGAUACAAUGACACCGUUCUUGUUUUCAAAAGGAAUAAAAUUUGUCUCAAAGGUGUCCAGACACCACCUAGUAACGAUUCAGUACGCCUGGAAGCUGGCCCACUUGUGAACGGAACCGGAGCCCUUUACGUAGCUGCCACUUGUGCCUGUGCACUCAUUCUCGUUGUUGGAAGUGUCGCGAGCGCUUUGUACAUAAAAAACAGCAAAGCUCGAGUUCAAGAAUCCCAGAAGACGCUACCUUGUUGCAGUUACUCAGCAGCCGGGACAGGUGGUUUGACCGGAAGUUCCGUUCUGGUCAGAGUUGACCCGAGACCUGGCAGCGCCAAUUCUGGAAGUUACGCAACUAUAGCCGACCUCGAACCCCUAUACUCGAGACCUUGCGGAUCCAGAGCGAGUUACUACGCUGCCAGCAAUGUGACUCAACUCAGUCACACGACCGAUCCUUGCGACAAGGCAAGAGCACUCGCAGUCACAAGAUCAGCGCUAUAUUGUAGAAGCCUACUUCAAGAAGGAACUUUCGGUAGAGUUUACAAAGGGGCGCUAAACAUUGCCGGGAGAGAGCAAGAAGUCAUAAUAAAAACGGUCACAGAAGUUGCGUCAGCCUAUCAAGCCUCCCUCCUCGUGGUCGAAGGCUCCCAAUUGGCCGGUCUCGUUCACGCAAACAUCGCCUCUUUGGUAGCCGCUUGUCUCGACAGUCCCUGUCCAUUGUUGGCUUACGCGAGUGCACCGAGCGAAUUGAAUCUCAAAAUCUAUCUUACCGACGGCAAUCAUCAUCCGGUUACGAGGGAUCUCGUCAACAUUGGCGCUCAGGUCGCUCGUGCCGGGGCGUUUCUUCACGGUCGGGGCCUGCUGCACAGGGACGUCGCAGCCAGAAAUUGUCUCAUCGAGCCGAACAGCUUUCGGAUAAGACUCGCAGACGCCGCCCUCGCCAGGGACAUUUUUCCUCAGGACUAUCAUUGCCUCGGUGACAAUGAAAAUCGUCCCAUUCGCUGGAUGGCCUUGGAAAGCCUUCAGCACAAUCAGUACAACACGUCGACCGAUGUGUGGUCCUUUGGAGUAUUUCUGUGGGAACUGGUGACAAUGGGGCAGCAGCCUUACGUGGAGGUGGAUCCAUUCGAGAUGAUGGCGUGUCUCCGAGACGGUUAUCGUUUGGCCCAGCCGAGACCAUGUCCGGAUGAGCUAUUCGCGGUGAUGGCUGUGUGCUGGCUCGGUUUAGCGCGCGAUCGGCCAACGAUGCCUCAGCUUUUGGCUUAUUUGCAAGAGUUCCACGACGCCCUGGGUGGUUUCAUCUGAAGAAUGACUUCCUACGCCGAACAAAAUCGCGGGAGAUUCAAAGUUCGUUGAAGACUUCGAGGAUUUUUUUGCAUUCGAACGAAUCGAAAGGCUCCCAUUAAUUUCGACUACGAGGGACUCGUUUUCCCACUGGAACUAUUUUUUUUCCUGACACAUCCGAACUGCAAGAAACCUUCGCCCAUGAAUCAAACAAUCAUGUGUUAUCGAAUGAAUCUCUCCCGGAAAUCUGCUCUCCCGCAGUAUCGCCUUUUUGACACUGAAGAAAAAGGAUAUUUGUCGUCGUGCAGGCUACGAGAAAAUCUGUAGCAUGUUCUUAUUACAUCCUUUUCUCGUCGCGAAGAUGGUUACGAAUGGCGCGAUCGCUUAGAGUGGAAAUGGGUGAUUUUUUAUUCAAGUCGAUUUGGCAAAACGGGAGUCCCGGCGGCAGCGUGUGAUGGCCGAGUCCUGAUGCGGCUUUCAGGAAUGGUAGCACGUGGCUUAUAAAUGGCGUCUUCGAGAAUGGCGCGUUCGGGUCCAAAGGGUGAAAAAGUGAGGAGAAUAUGGUAGGGAGAAACACGACUGAGAAAAAAGGAGGAUGAGAUGAAAAGACGAAGAAGUGAAUCGUGAUCGAGAGUUUGGAAAACGUGGUACACAGUGCUUGGUAAGAACGCUCUCAUUCUCGCAUCCCUUCUUGUACUCAAGAAAAUUCGAGGAUAUCCCACGAGGAAAGGAUUGAAGCUAAAGGCGCGAUAGGAAUAUUGAUAAGACGUGGAUUUAUACAUAUGCUCUCUUUUCCACGUUUUCCAUAUACGAAUACAUACACAGAUAUACACAUGUGUAUAUACAUCACGUGUGUAUGCAUAUGUUAUAUAUUGAGAUGCUAUAAGACCCUGGAAUUCGCCAUGAACGAAAGAUCGCAAAGCAACAAUACUGUACGUUAGGUUUUUGUAUGAUGUUUCACACAAUAUUAUUCGCUAACGCUAGCCAAUCAAAUCAUAACAAAAAGUCUGAUUCAUAAUCAAACUACGUGCUGGAAUUGAAGGUUAUGUCACUGUCCUUUUACGUAUUUGAGUUACUUGAAUCCUUUCAAUGGUUGAUUCCAUUUGCAAAUCUCUUGAAAAAAUCUCGAUGCAGUUUGAGAAAUGAAGAUCCUUUGAUGGAGAAAUUUAUCGGUAUUGGUUCUGUUGGCAAACUAAUUAUUAGUUGGAAAUCGUUGGAUUUUAUUAUCUACUGCAGGAAAUCCUGACAAAGCAUUUGUCGAGUGAACGCAAGAGCGCCUUCGAGACGGCAACCAAGUUUUACAUCGGUGAUGAGUGUUUUUUAGCUCAGCUGGGUUUCUCGAUCGCUUACAAAUAAACAGCGGACGCAGCAAAAAAACCGAUGGAUUUAAAUACACAGAUUUGCCAUUUUUGUUCCGCAGGAUCUUUGAUUUUUCAUUUUUUUUUGUUUUCUAGUAAUUCAAAUAAUAAUCAUUGCCAUAAAAAUUUUAAGGUAACAGGAUGAUUCUGAUCAACUCUGUGGAUAUUCUCGUUUGAAUAAGUCCUCUUACGUCUCCAGGAGCUUAUCGGAGUUGAAGAAAAUCAAGUCCUUACCCAGAGAAGAAAGUCUCGUCUCUUGAUAUGGAUAGAAUUUCGAGGGAGGAGAGUCCGAAAAGCCGUGAAUGAGAGGAUAUGAUAAUAAGGAAUUUGUAUUAAUGGAACGGUUACUCAUGUCAGGUUUGUUUUUCUCGUGGUUUAUUUUCCAUCGAUGCUACAAAAUAUCAAUGUACCAAGACUCAUGCACGUGUAACAACUUUUACAACAUUAAAGCCCGUGUAUCAUUUCGGGAAUGAGGUAUUUUUGGUUACUUCAGGUACGGUUUAGGGUUAUAUUACGUUUAAUAUCCUUGGUUAAGAGUCACCGAGCUCACGUGAUCAACUCAAAAUCGAUGGUGGCGCCUUCCAUAUAGGGGAGACCGGGGCAAAACGGGAUACUCGAAA